AUAAACAUAACGUAUCAAUAUUUGCUAGGGUGUUUUACCCAUAAUGAAGUUUUAAUAAACUUGAAAAAUAUGUAAAAAUAUUGACUUGUUUAAGAAGAAGAAAAUAUAAACGCAAAGUGGACCAGAAACAUGAGAAACACUACUUUUUAAAUACAUGUACAAUUAUUACAUGUAUCAUUACUGUUGGUGUGUUGAAAUCAAUCACAUCUCUAGAUUGGACUUGAAUUGGCUUGAACGCGAGUUUAUUUCAAAAUGUUUAUCAAUGAACUUCCAGACGAUUGUUUGCUCAUCAUUUUUGAUUCAAUAAAUGAAUUGGAUGACUUAUUAAACUAUUAUAAAGUAUGCAGCAAAUGGAGCCGUUUGAUUGCAGAGCGAGCUAAAAAAGUUAAAUAUUUGCUCGAACAUCGAAAUUGGUACAAUGAUGGAAAAUCUCCAAAUUAUUCGUUUGAUUUUGUGUAUUAUCGAACAAAGGAACCAAUCGAUGGAUCUUGUCUGGCAACAUUAUUUCCAAAUUUAAUAAUUGGUGAGUUUGGUGUAGGAUUCCGUUUAAAAGUAAAACAUGAAGAUAUGGUUACAUUGGUGAAACAGAUAAAAUCUUUUAAAGGAUUGAUUCAUCGAUUUUAUGACAGAUAUGAAUCAAUUUUCCAAUAUUGUGAUCAACUCGAAAUGGUAUCCACCGAUUUUAUGGAGCCAUACAUACAAAAGAUAGGUGUCAAUAUUAAACAAUUACACAUUGAAAGUUAUGAGGCGAUUCAUUUCGUGAAAGAUGCACACUAUUUUCCAAAUCUUGAAAGACUACACAUUCGUCUUGAUGCAGACCACUCAGAGGGCUACUACCAUGGUCCCAUAUUGAGAAGACUUAAAAAAGUUGAAUUGUCUUUGCCUUCUUAUGAUGGGCAAGAAGACUUCUAUGGUUUCCAGUUCAUGGAUUCAUGUCCUAAUUUACAAAGUGCACAUAUUUACUUGAACACGCAUCGCUUUUUUGUCGAUGAAUCAAUAAAACACAAAUCCCUGCAAGAUCUAGUUCUAGAAUUUUAUGAUCCUUAUUGGAAGAAAGGUGUCGACUGGAAUGACUUGAAAAGAUUGCUCAUGAAAUAUCCAAAUCUUAAACAUCUCGCACUGAGGAGCUUCAAGGAUCUGGAAAAUGAACAUAUGGAGCAAUUGGUUCGUAUUCUACCCAAUUUGGUGUUAUUUGCUGUUCGUAGUUGUCCGGGAUUCACUCGAAAGGCUGCUAAUUGCAUUCAAAAUUAUAAUAAACGACGUGGACGAUCAAUCAAGUUUUAUUUCAUGAGAAUUACCAUGAAAUUCAAUUAGAUUGGCCUCAGUUAUUCACUAAGUAUGCUAAAAUCGGUCUAGGUUUUGAUUUCAUGAAACAUUGUUUUCUCAAAAGUUUUCGUAGCCUUCCUACUUUCUUAAUCCCGAAUGAAGACUAAAUACAGAAAUUUCUCAAUAAAGAGUCUGCAACUGUUCGUGAGAA
This is a messenger RNA of Tetranychus urticae (two-spotted spider mite), 1477 nucleotides long. NCBI's taxonomy places the organism in Eukaryota, Metazoa, Arthropoda, Arachnida, Trombidiformes, Tetranychidae. The record is from RefSeq and is a predicted model, not a curated record.